AUGGCUCCCACACUUGCUACUGCGCAUCGGCGGCGCUGGUGGAUGGCAUGCACGGCUGUUGUAGAGAAUCUUCUCUUCUCUGCUGUUCUUCUGGGCUGGGCAUCACUGCUCAUCAUGCUGAAAUCCGAAGGAUUUUACUCCUACCUCUGUCAUGAACCAGAGAAUUUUACCACCAGCUCUGCACAUGGAAACACGACAGAGCAGGAAGCUGUGAUUCGGAUUAAUGGGUGGCUCAUCUGCCCGGAGCAGGAUGAAAUGCUGAACCUGGCUUUUACCAUUGGAUCCUUCUUGCUGAGUGCAAUCACUCUGCCUCUUGGGAUUGUCAUGGACAAAUAUGGCCCUCGCAAACUGCGUCUGCUUGGCAGUGCCUGCUUUGCUGUGUCCUGUGUGAUGAUUGCAUAUGGAGCUAGUAACCCAAAUUCACUGUCAGUGCUGAUCUUCAUCUCACUGGCUCUGAAUGGCUUUGGUGGAAUGUGCAUGACCUUUACCUCACUUACGCUGCCCAACAUGUUUGGUGACCUUCGUUCCACGUUCAUUGCUCUGAUGAUUGGCUCCUACGCUUCCUCAGCUGUCACUUUUCCUGGAAUCAAGGUUAUAUAUGAUUUUGGUGUCUCUUUCAUCCUCAUUCUGAUUGUCUGGGCAUCCUGUGCAGGACUAGUUUUCUUCAACUGUUUCUUCAACUGGCCACUGGAGCCAUUCCCAGGACCAGAAGACAUGGACUACUCAGUGAAGAUCAAGUUCAGCUGGCUGGGAUUUGACCACAAAAUUACAGGGAAACAGUUUUACAAGCAGGUGACCACAGUGGGACGUCGUCUGAGUGUGGGGAGCUCCAUGAAGAACCCCAAGGAGCUGGUAGCUCAAGAGGGAAACAAACUCUGUCUGUCAACAGUGGACCUGGAAGUGAAAUGUCAAGCAGACGAUGCAGCAUCUCCAUCCUUUAUGCACAGUGUCUUCAGCCCAAUUUUGCUACUCAGCCUCAUCACCAUGUGCGUCACUCAGCUGCGGCUCAUUUUCUACAUGGGGGCCAUGAACAAUAUCCUGGGAUUCCUUGUGGAGGGAGACCUGGAGACAGUGAGUCUCUACACCUCUGUUUUUGGGGUGUUGCAGCUGCUCUGCCUGAUGACUGCCCCCAUGAUUGGAUACAUCAUGGACUGGAAGCUGAAGGAAUGUGAUGAUGGUUCAGAACAGGCUGAUGAGAAUGAUGCUAAUCAAGAUGGUAAAAAAAAGAAAAAACGUGAUCGCCAGAUUCAGAAGAUUUCGAAUGCCACAAGAGCUUUUGUGUUCACCAACAUACUACUAGUUGGAUUUGGAAUUACCUGUCUCAUUCCUAACCUGCCUUUGCAGAUCCUUUCCUUCAUUUUGCACACGAUAGUGAGAGGAUUCAUCCACUCAGCGGUGGGAGGCCUCUAUGCAGCUGUAUACCCCUCAACGCAAUUUGGCAGCUUGACGGGACUGCAGUCUUUGGUCAGUGCCCUCUUUGCUCUUCUGCAGCAGCCCUUGUUCCUGGCAAUGAUGGGACCAUUGAAAGGAGACCCUCUUUGGGUGAACGUGGGGCUUCUUGGAGUGAGUAUGCUGGGCUUCUGCCUGCCGGUCUAUCUGAUCUGCUAUAAACACAAGCUAGAAAGAGAGAAACAGCAGAGAAGUGAUGAUGCCAAACUCUUCCUCAAAAUCAAUGGCACUCCCAAUGAGGAAGCCUUUGUUUAAGCCAGUGCUUCAAACAGAGCCUCCUUUUCACGAGUUCCCCUGCCACUUCAAUGGGUCUACCUCUGGCCCAAGUCAUGAUCCUUAUCUCCAUGCUCUGCCAGCUUCACACAGCAUGGUCUGCUGGCUUAGAGUGAAGACUGAGUAUGUUUCUGAGACACAUGCCAGGAGGAGGCCUCUCUUCUUUCCUUUUCUAAAAGCUACACAGAUCACAAAUUGAAUGAGCUGAAGCCUGCCCUAACUGGCACUGUCUUGGCUGCAGGAGAAUAUUUUACUCACCAUUACCAAGCUUGGCUACAGGACACUAGUCCCUUGCUUGAAAUCCCUGUGCUGUGCACACUGGAAAGGGGACUUCCUGCCGUGUCUUGCAGAAGUAGAUUUUCAGUUCAUUGCUAAACACUAAUCUCUGAGGCUGAACUCAAACUUUUUCUCCAUAUAAUGUAAAGAGAUGGUUAGUGAGCAAUGGAUUCUGCCACAUGUGCCAGAACGAAGGGUCCAGCUGACUGCUCUUCCCCCUCCCCACACUCCAGCAGCCGGAGAGUCCUCUACCCCUGCCUGUAAGCUUUCUCUAUAUGGUAAGAUGCCUGCAGUCUUGAACCAUUCAGCUGGAAAUUGGACCUUGUCUGAAGUGCUUUAAGAAGUGUUGCCUUUCUUCUCCUCUCCCUGCAGUGACCCUGGGAGAGGAGCAGCAGCUGGUAGUGUGGAGAUAAUCUUUGAGUAGAGCUGAAAGGCUUUUUCAAAACUGGGUCCUAUGGUGCAAAACAACUUUGUUUCUAGGUGCUGGUUUUGUUGAUUUGUCUUAUUGUUGAAAAGAACCAACAGUGCAGAAGUGGACUUGCAUGUAGUAACUGGAUCCUGUGACCACAUGGAAGAUUGACAUGGUGAGAAAAUUUCACUAAAUAUCAGCAGUACCUCACAGCAGUAGCCUCUUAACAUCCUGUGCUCAGAGAACAGCCCCCUUUGAGAGAAUCCAUCACUCUGAACUGCUGAACACCAGCUUAACUGUAACUGACCAAAAAGUUGCUGGUUGGCAGUGUGAGAGGAGCCUCCUAGGAUGUCUGUGCUCUUUCUGGACAGGACAGAUGGAGAUCACUGACUGUGGGUUGGGUAGACUUCACAGAAAAGUGGACUGGGGGUACCUGAGGAGAUCACUGCUCAGAAAUGGAGAGAAUACAAAGGGAAUUUUUGGCCUCCUUAUCUCUUCUAGCCAUGUCUUUCCUAGGCCUUGUCUACACUGGACUUUGUUUUUCCAUAACCUUCCUGCUAUUGCUAUCAGUGACUCAGCUCUAUGGUGGGAGCACUAGUGCAGACAGGCUGCCUGUGUUCCAUCUCGACCUGCUCUGAGCAGGGUUACACAACACUGGUUAAAUGCCAGUGGCUGGUAUGCAUUAACACUCCUAGUGGCAGAGCUGAGCUAGUGAUUGUGAUAGUGGGGAGAUUAUGGAAAACCCUGAGUCUGGUGUUCUACGGCAAAUGCAGUAGUGGUGCUUUCUCAGUCUUACAGUAUCUCCAAUGCCUGGCACAGGGGAGAGAGUUUCUUGAACUUCACCUCUAAACCAAGCAGGAAAAGCACAAGACUCUGCUGUCACUGUCCAGUAACUCCAAACUGGGAUUAAGAAACAAUGGUGCAUCUGAAUGCUCUGUCAGAAGUGACUUUGGAACUAGGGGGAAGAAGGGGAGUUUGUCAGAGUGAAAGCCAACAUCUUUGCUAUACAAAAUUAAAACAUUCAGGUGAGCAGACUACCCGAGCCCUUUCCAUUUAAAGAGUAAGCUCUGCAGGCAUUCUAAAUGGCACCAUGGAAAAGAAUCACUGUUAGAAUCCUUAACAGACUCAUCGCUAGUUAGGUUGCCUGUGGAUAAUGAUUGAGCAGCGGCGCCCUCUGGUGUUACUAUAUUGUAAAAUCCCAUAAGCUGUUUACAAAACAAUGACAAAACAUUUAUUUCAGAGCUGCUUGCUUGUUUUGAAUAGAUUCCUGCCACUUAAAGAGUAUAUUUUAAACAUUUGUGGGUUUUUACCUGUUGCCUUUAUCAGUUGUCACACUUCAAAAGCAACCAUGUCUUAUGCUGUAAUACUGCAUCAAUGCAAAAUUACUUUAUUCUAUUCUGGUGGCUUCUUACAAGUUUGAGGAGCUUUGGAGAUAUUUUACUGCCCUUCUCAGCUUCUUUUCCUUGUGUCGAGCAACAACUAGGGAGUACAGCUCAACUUGGCAAUUUAGGCCUUAAACGGUAGAGAAAAAUCUGAAGUACAUACAUGCUUGGAAGACACACCAGCAAUAAUUUAAUUUCCUUGUAAUGAGAGUAUUUCUGGAUGGUUUUCUGUAGAUUUCUGCAUUCUGUAUUUCCAAGUGUUGCUACACCUAACUGCUCUGAUAUUGCACACCUGCUCACUCCCGGACUGUUUACGCAACAAGGAAAGAUCAGCUCACAUAAUGCAUCAGAAUUUUAGUAAAAUCUUUGAGUCCGAAUUGUGGCAUGAACUGCAGUCAGCUUACUCCAUCAGCUUUAGAGAAUAAUGUGGUAAAGACAGAGACCUAAUUUUCAAAAGUGACUGACUAGUGAUUUUAGAUGCCCAAUAUGAGAGAGUUUAAAGGGGCCUAAUUUUCAGAAAGUGUUGAAUACCCACCCUCCCUAAAACAGGCCCUUUUAAACUGGCUCUGAGCAUCCAAAGUCAGUAGGUGCUUUUGAAAAUUGCAAGCAGAAUCCUUAGUUCCAUGUCUUACGAUUGCAGACAGUCUGAGAAUCACAGCCUGCCAGCUGCAUGACCUUACAGCUUAGUUGCAUGGAAACCUUAUUAACUGGGGUCUCAAAUUCAUUAGGAGAGCCCAAGAUUCUAUGUUUAAUCAUGGUAAGGGGACUAGGAUAUAAAUUCAAGGGGCACGUUCCCCUUGUUCCACAGCAGAGACCACACUGAUGUUUGUGGGAGGCUCACACAGAAAUUGGGACAAUACAGCAUUUAUGGAAUAACUAAACAUUUAUUCCUGCAUUUACAUCCCCUAAUUGCAACUCCUAAAUCCCUCCUAUUCCAGCAAUGCAAUCAUUAAUGUUGACAUAGAUGUGUGAUCUCUAGGCUUUAGAACUGAUACCCUAUUCACUUGAAUAGAAGGCAGAGGAAUUAAUGCCAGAGUCAUUGUUUCAUAGUCUCUGCAGCCUCAGGCAGGCAUUGUGGUGAUGGCUUACAAUUGGUUCAUAGGUGAAGGUUACUUCUGCCCUCAUGUAGGUUAGAAACAUAAUUUACCAAAAAAUUAAACUGAGAUUGUGGAGAACCUAGUUAUGGGGCUCUCAUUAAUUAGUUACCUGGACCAGAUCUGGCCACAACUGUUUGAUAACCUGGCUUUAUAAUAUUUAAUAUUGUAAAGGGCUAAGAUGCCAUGGUGAUGAGUGGUAUAAGUGCUGAGAAACAAGAGACUUCUGUGUCUAUGUAAAGGUCUAACUGGACAACCAAAAUACUCCCACCCCUACAAUGGUGAAUAUAGUCCUUUCCUGUAUAUCAUGUGUAUUCUGCAAGGACACUUCCUACUUAACAUGUCUUGCUAUCAUAAAUUAAGCUGCCCAUGAACAUGUUUCCUUAACAGCAGAGUGAGUUUAAUGAGGUAUUUGUCCUCAGUGUGUCCAGAGACAUGAUCCAGAGAAGAACCCCUAAUACAUGUGCACAGGUCCUUUAAAUGCAUUAAUGUUGAAAUUCUGGCAAAUGAGUUGCAUCAAUUUCAUAAUCUCCAAUUGCUAGAAAAGUUUUCUAGCAUUCAGAUGCUUUCUGUGCAUCACUCUCAACUCCACGCACUUCCAAUCCAAAAAGAGACAGCUCAUCUCAUCAGUGUAUGUCCCCUGUAUGUCUGCAAACAGAAGACUGGCCCACAGCUGGUCUGCAAAUGCUUGUUUCAAUGAUGUGGCUGUCUCUGAGAGUCUGUGUUUAAGGGGUGCCUGUAUAGAAAGUGUGCAUGCAUUUUGGGGUGGUUCUGGCAUUGAUAUGGGUACUUUUUUGCAUAUGAUUGGCCUUUUUAUUUAGGAUUCUAAAAAUCCAAAAGCUGUAUGGAAAACAGGCCUUAAUAUAUAACUGGUUGGCCAGUGGAUAUUUGCAGAAAACAAAGGCAAACUUUGCUGAAAGAUUCAUUCUGACCUAAACACUUUUGCAGUAAUUAAUAUAACUGCCCCCAGCAUAGUGAGAGUGGCCUCUACUCCACAGGUCUUUUUAGAGGAAAACUGCAAAAUAAUGAGAUUAUAAUUAAAACAACAUCAGUAAAGUAGAAAGCUUCCAUUUUGACAAGCUGACUAGUUUAGGAGACAGAAUACAGAGACAAACAUUGGAAUGCAGGACAAACCAAAUACUUACAAUAUUUUUGUAGCUACACCUUUCAGUGAUACUUUCCUGGCUGCCUGUAUCCACAUGAAUCUGUAUUCCAAUCUAGAAGUGCAGAGUUAAUAUGAAUUUAUUAACCUACAUCACUAGGUGCUUCUGCUGGGAAGUGGCAGUAAAAUAGCACCUUUCAAUGAAAACUUCACAACAUUUGCUUCUGUGGAACUAACUGAAACAGUGACUGCUUUUAUAGAUACAUAUUCUUAUCUACCCCAUCUCUGUGCACACUUCAACCCCCAUUGUCCUGCACUCCACCCAAUCUUUUUCUGUUGUCCUCCCCCCCCCCCACUCCCCUUGGAACAACUUCCCAUGUGCCAAGCAAACCUCCCUUUACUUCCUCUAAACUUACUUCUUCUCUUCACCUUGAAGCAUUAAUCCCCUCCCAGUGCUGUGAUCAUUCCUCUUUGCCUUUUGUAUUUGUCUGAGUUAUACCAUAUGUUCCUUGGGGCAGGGUCUGUGUCAUCUUAUGUGUUUGUAAAGUGAUGUGUAUUAUUACAGUACUCUAAAUAAUAAAUAUGGUAUUAAACUAAUCACUAUAGUCUUUUUGAGGCUGAGCAUCAUAAAGGUAACACCUUGAUCUCUUGAGGGGAGAGACGGGAGAUGUAAGCAUAGGACAUUACACAAUACCUUCUGACAAAUGGAUUGUACUGCAGUUUAACCAAAGAGCCACUUGUCCAUUAUUUGUCAAGCUAAUGAAAAAACACCAGACUUCAAAUGCAAAAAGCCCCACCCCAAAGCCAACAGAAAAUUAAGGUUAAAAACCACAAGGGUGGGAAUUAGGACCCCAAUUUCUUUCCCCACCCAGAAACAUGAGAGAUUCUUGUUUAGCAAUAAUUUGUCAGGUUUGCAUCAGACUGAGCCUGGUGCUGGUGGGUGCAUUUCUGCUCAAGGUACCAUUUUUCAGAUCAGACGCAGACUUGGUCCUGACCUCCGUGUAAGUGAGAUGACAACUUUUGCAAGAGUAUGCAUUGUUAACCCCAGUAUUUCUGCAAAAUUCUAGCUCUGGCAAUUCUUUGUCUGUAUUCCCCUAUGCUGAAAUAGGAUACAGGUUAAGUACGUACGCACCCCCAAUUGUUUUGUGUUUUCUCUCAUUGAAUGCCAAAUCCUUAUUGGAACUAAUGCCUUCUUGAAGGAAAUGGGAAAUGUAGUUCAUACCUUUACUGCUAUAUGUUCUUAAAAAGAAUAAGUAUUUGGGUACUUUUUAAUUAAAAUAAAAAAAUCA
Mauremys reevesii (Reeves's turtle) is the source of this 7274-nucleotide messenger RNA. It is a transcript of the gene SLC43A2, whose product is annotated as solute carrier family 43 member 2. Gene Ontology annotation, molecular function: L-amino acid transmembrane transporter activity; neutral L-amino acid transmembrane transporter activity. Bases 1 to 1704 code for a protein of 567 amino acids. The transcript is spliced from 13 exons. The record is from RefSeq and is a predicted model, not a curated record. NCBI's taxonomy places the organism in Eukaryota, Metazoa, Chordata, Testudines, Geoemydidae. Gene Ontology annotation, biological process: neutral amino acid transport; transmembrane transport.